AAAAUAUGUUCAUCCUGUGCGCACUACCGCAUUCGGUAAACAAGAUAGCAUUCCGGCUACACCACCUUUCACUCCAGAAUACAAAUACGCCAUGAUGAACGUGUUAAGAAGUGCUUUCCAAAAAUCUAAGAAGUACGACAUUCAGGAAGAGAUAACGUAAGUAUCAACUUAUAUUAUGUGUGGUAUUGUACAGAGACAACGUUAUGAACACGGUCGUUUAGGCAUAUUAUGAAACUUACGAUGUGCCAUAAAUUUACUACGCGGAGGUGACAAUAAAACUAUGGAUUCAUUUUGGGGGGGGGGGGAAUACACCCCGAUAGAUACAGAUCAAAUUUAAUUAAACUAGUAAAAAAUCCAAAAAUUAAAUUCCAUGAUGUUGGUCGAAGCCCGCUUAUAGAGAGCGACGUUUUUGAGUUCACAAACGCCAGCCGGAAGUGGAGCCGGCGUUGUAGAUGGCGACAGCCAUUCUUGUUUGAAGGCACGAACGUAAAACUGCAUCGCCUGCUGUUUUUGGUUUCAACUGACACAGUUCGAACUCACUUGAUCUCCUCCGCAGAGCUCAGUAUUAGUUAAUAAACACAAGUUACACCGCUAAGUUAUCUACGCGUGGCAUCCGUGUUGUCAAAAACGUCGCUUGCUCGCUUGCUAUUGUUCUGCAAUCGGAGUUGACGUCAUCGACAGAUCAUCUCACUAUCGACAGAUCGUUGCCAAAUAUGGAUCUCAGAAUUGAAAUCGUUAUGCUCGAAUUAGUCUAUGCCGGGAAUUUCACGAUAUUCUGACAUUCUGAGCGCGAGUUACGGUGUUUUGAAAAUUUCAGUUUUCGAAACUAUAUAAUUAUAUACGUUUGACUGGAAUUUUAAUUUGUGUUACCUUUGUCGGCCACCGUACUGCGGCACAGUGUAUGGAAUUUCCGCUCAAUAAAAAUGUUUCAUUUUUCAAACGGCCGUAACUCGUGUUCUGAAUGUCCAAACGUCGUGAAAUUUUUGAUAUGGAUUAAUUUAAGUAUCAAGAUUUAAAUUCUGGGACCCAUUUCAGCUAAAUAUGAAGAUGAAAAAUCGAUAACGCGAAUUCGGAUCGGAGAAUAGCUGAACAAACUUCGACGCGCCAAACGACUUUUCUCGAUACGUCGAAAUUCAUUCUAUAUAUUUUCAGAUCGUUGCAUCCUUCAACAUUCAUUAAUUCUACCCACACUACAACUAGUGUUUCUAAUGUGUUGUUUACUUUGUGUUUUUCAGACCGGACGUAACGAAGAUCCGGUAUUCCGCAAUUGAACAAGAUCUUACAAAAGCCGCGACUGAGUUAAACGACAUUAAUAAAGAACUCUCUCCUCAUGUCAUAGAUGUAUUCCAAGCGCUUGGCAACUAUGAUGUCAGAUUUGAUUUUGAUCCGUUUUCGAUCGAUGACUGUCGGUGUAACAUCGUAUCUCCUCGUGAAGUGAACGUACUAUGUUCGUUGAAACACGUUCCUCUUCAGUCAUUGGUGAUUGAAGAAGAUAGCCUGCCAGGAAGAGUGAAGCUUAAACUGAAAGACGACUUCGUUCAGAAGUAAGAAUUUAUAUUACUUACCUUGAGAUGAAAUGAUGGCGCAUAUAUAUAUAUAUUUAUAUAUAUAUAUAUAUAUAUAUAUAUAUAUAUAUAUAUAUAUAUAUAUAUAUAUAUAUAUAUAUAUAUAUAUAUAUAUAUAUAUAUAUACACACCAGACAAAAAGAAAGUCCCCCCCCCCCUAAAAAUAUCGGCAUAAGUUCUAAACAGAUGAGUCCCUCAUAAUCACGCCCAGCAUUAAUUAGACCUUUGGUAAUUUGCUUAAUGUGCUGUGUGACGAAUGGGGAUGAUCACGUCUUGUAUACGACGCCUUCAUUUCAAACUGCGGCAACAUAUUAUUUAUUAUUAAAUGAGUCGGCUACUACAACUCUUCUCAAUCAUAAAUUCUUAUUAUACCCGUUUUAAUAUCAUACGAUAGAUAGAAGAUGGUGUUUGUUACAAUCGUUUACUUCAACGAGUUUGUUUGCCUUCGUGGUAGCGUUGUAGUAGAAUGCGAUUUUUGAAACUUUUAACAAGCUUCAUUUGCACUUGUUACUUUGUUAACACUUUCCUUCACUGCUCUAUUUAGAUUCGAUGACGUCUGCUGGGAGGAUUUUUUAGACACGACAUCUGAAGAUCGUUAUUUCGAUUCUACAAAAGUGUACGAAUGUCUGUCUAAGGCGAUACGCCAUGCUGUACAUGAAGUUCGUGCAGACAUGGCGAAUGUAUCUGUUGGAGUUCUUGAAUCUUCCAAAAUGAUCAGUUUACUGUUUCAGCUUUCAAAAGAUGCCAUGUAUAUAGUUAAUUUAUUUCCUUCAAUUCGUGUCAACUACUCCUGCGAGAAUUUUCAAUAUUUAUUGAAACAAUUCUCGACUCUUCCUGAAACGGUGCUUGACGAAUGCCAGCUCCAGCAAGGCAUACACGUUGUUGCAAGACCUAGCACAAAUUCCGAAGAUGAAAAGAAAUUUUGGAGUAUAACUUUCAACGAUGUCGAAAGACGACUUGUCCUUUCAGAAAUGUUUGAGUGCGCGAAAGACUGUCUAAUUUGUCUUAAUGAAAUAUUCAAGUCUCCACUAUACGGUGUCGAAAGAAAGCGUCUAUCCAACUAUCAAAUUCAGGCGGUUGUCUUACAAGAAAUUUUCGCAAGGCCCAAUUCAAAGGCUUGGGAAAAAAAAUGUCUACCGAAGAGGCUGCUGGGAGUGCGGAGCUCUCUGAACGCUUGCCUGCGAAUGGGUAAAUGUAAAGACGUUUUACCGGUGUGAACCUGUUCGAAGGUAUGAGUCAGGGCACACUUGAUGAAAUAGCCAAAUUCUUGCAGGGCCUCUGCUAGAGUGGACCGAGGGCUUCAGAAAAGGAGACGGAACUGGAAAGCCGCGUGAAUUGAUGAACUGCUAGAGCGGACGUCGCUACGUACGAGAACCGCGCACAUCCAAGAGAUCCACGGAAGAUGACCGCAUGUAUAUACUUUUCUCAUGAAGCAUGAUGAGACUAUUUUACUUAGGGACCGUUCAUUAUUUAUAACUGGGGUUGGUACCGAAGUGAAACGAAAAACAGUGUACAUUUUUUAUUCACCCAACCUCAACAAUGGCCAAAAUAAUGUUUCGGCGAACCCAUGUGUACUCUACUUCAUAAUAAUUAAACACACAAGAUUAUGGUGACAGAAAUUAGGCUGCCUAAAUUCUAGAAGCUCACUCCGCACUCAUAAACUCACUGAGUGUGCUAAAGCAAUCACGUUUCUGCUCAAUGAAAUAGUCCUUCCUCAAUCACUGAUGGUCUAUUUUGGUACAGAAUGUAUUGUACACAUUUUCUUCAUAUUUUGCAAUGCAUGGUAAUUUUGGUUUUAUUUUAUAGCUGACAAACAGCCAUAAAUUUUUUUACACCCAUGCAACUCAUGAGCUAGUCAAAAACUUGAUUACCCAACCCAAAUCUCUUCGGUACCAACACCGGGUAUAAAUAAUGAACUGUUCCUUAAUAAUAGUCAAGAAACGUACGUGACUGAAGAUAUCUUCUUUAUCCGAGAUACGUGAUCGUUUGUGGGUGGUGGAAACGUGAUCUUUACGCCCACAAAUGAGUUAUCGGAAAAGUUAUUUACAUUUUUCCCUAUAAUUAUAUGAAUGUAUGUAGGCUAUAGGCAUUUUAAUUACAAGACCCCUAUUUACAUUAUUUAUACAUGUUUAGGUUAUUUUUAGUCAGCUGUUUGAAUUAUUGCAUGGGAAAAGAGGAAAGACAAAAAGAGUAUAAAGAGAGGAUAUUAACAACACUGCGGCGCGAAGAUAUGACUUUUUAUCUUCGAGUGGUGAAAACAAUAUUUUACGAACGAGCGCAGCGAGUGAGUAAAAUAUUGUUUUUAACACAAGAAGAUAAAAGUCAUAUCUUCAAGCCAAGAGAUAUAUUGCGGGCCCAUGUCCUGAAUUUCUGGCCAUGGUUUCAUGCCGUAAAGGCAAAUGAAUCAUCAGGCAACGGAUUAUUGCUUCUGAAUCGCAAUAGCAACAAAAACAUUUACUCCUGCUCGGAGUAGCAAGAUGAUGAAACUCGUUAGCCUACUUUUACGUUUUCCGGCGAAACUAAUUUCACCCGACUAAAGCUCAACAUUGAAAGACUUUUAAAACCAACCCAUAUAUCUAGUAAAAUUCAGGAAUAUGCAUGUUUGCAAUAAAAUAUUUACAUCCAAUUCAUUGCUCUUCUUCAACCUCGUAACCCAGGCUCUUUCCACUACGAGGUUGGCUCUUCUCCAGAUCACGUUCGCACUUCUCACUAUACUCACUGACCCAUCCAAGUUUUGUUCUAGGGCAAGGUGAAGUAUUUGAAAUAUUCACUGCCUUCAUUCUAAUCAUUUUCAACAUUUCUGAUGGUUUAUACACAACUACGUUUAAUUUUUUUUAAAUUUUUAAAAAAUUUCUUUGUUUGCUUUUGUGUGUGGUACAAAAUCAAAGUGACACGCUCCUUGACAUGUCUUAGUCUUGUCAGUUUAUGUCAGUUUUUAAUUUCUAGGAGAUUCGCUUCUUUUAGGAGACUCGACUUCGGGGGUCUUUUGUGGGAAGAGAAAUGGAUCAAACUAAUUACAAUCUCCGCAAUACUGCAACAGACCUUACAUUACCUAAGCCAAAAAGAGAAUUUUUUAAAAAAGCUUUAAAUAUAGUGGCGCUUUGUACUGGAAUCAGUUUCCAAAUGAAGCGAAACUAGCAAGUUCGCUUCACUCGUUUAGAUUAAAUGUUGGAUAGUGACAUGCAUACAUUUGUAUAUAGAAAAGUGUGUAUAUAUAGUAUUUAGAUAUAGUUAUUUAUUUAUUUAUUUAUUAUGGGGCUAGCGUGUUCCUUUUUGUUAAUUUUAAAUAAAGUAUUGCCUGCCUGCCUGCCUGCCUGCCUGCCUGCCUGCCUGCCUGCCUGCCUGCCUGCCUGCCAUGGAAUUACGGAAAUAAGCGGUUGAAAAUUCAAGCUAUAGCCACUGUGGCAAGGCUAAUAAACAUAGAUAUUAUUGAUUAUAAUCAUAGAUAUUAUUGAUUUUAUCAUAUAGAAUACCUAAUUGAAAUGUAUACAGUAUACUAAGAAAUUGGAGUAGGCUACCUAGAAAGAACCCACGACUUUCGACAGAACUUGUUAGAAGAACUGAAGCAUAACCCACGAUCUGAAAAGGAAUUAUCAGUUGCUAUGACGACUCUGAAAACUGGGCCACUAUAAGCCGCGCCACAUACUGUAUCUAGAGUUUAUUAGCCUUGCCACGGUGGCUGUAUAUAGCUUGAAUUUUCAACCGCUCAUUUCCGUAAAUGAUUAGAACGAAGGCAGUGGAUAUUUCAAAUACUUCACCUUGCCCUAGAACAAAGCCUGGAUGGGUAUAGUGAGAAGUGUGAACAUGAUCUGGAGAAGAGCCAACCUCGUAGUGGAAAGAGCCUGGGUUACGAGGUUGAAGAAGAGCAAUCAAUUGGAUGUAAAUAUUUUAUUGCAAACGUGCAUAUUCCUGACUUUUACUAGAUAUAUGGGUUGGUUUUAAAAGUCUUUCAAUGUUGAGCUCUAGUCGGGUGAAAUUGUAGUUUUGGUUGGAAACGUAAAAAUAGGCUAACCAGUUUCAUAAUCUUGAUCUGCGGUUUGUGCCAGUGAAAGUAAUGCCAAUAAUAACAAUUGCUUUCGUCGGUUGAGAUGCAACCGGCCUGAAAAAUAUAAGGAGAACUUCGACGUGUUUUUAAUUUUCGUGAAAUGGUUAAUUUUUGACAUGCCAGAAACGUGAAAUGGCGGGAUUGUUUUUCUUUACGUGAAACGUGAUCCAAACUGAGGGCUCACAAUUCUCAAGGCCAGUAAGGGGGCGUAGCAAAAUUAACCUCCACAUGAUUGUACUCCGGAAGCCCUAUUGUUUCAUACAAGCUGCUUGUCUUGUAUAAAAUAUGUUCAUCCUGUGCACACUACCGCAUUCGGCAAACAAGAUAGCAUUGCGGCUACACCACCUUUCACUCCAGAAUACAAGUACCAUGAUGAACGCGUUAAGAAGUGCUUUCCAAAAAUCUAAGAAGUACGAUAUUCAGGAAGAGAUAACGUAAGUAUCAACUUAUAUUAUGUGGUAUUGUACAGAGACAACGUUUUGAACACGGUCGUUUAGGCAUAUUAUGAAACUUACGAUGUGCCAUAAAUUUACUACGCGGAGGUGACAAUAAAAAUAUAUGGAUUCAUUUUGGGAGGAAAAUACACCCCGAUAGAUACAAAUUUAAUUAAACUGGUAAAAAAUCCGAAAAUUAAAUUCCAUGAUGUUGGUCGCGAAGCCCGCUUAUAGAGAGGAAUUACAGGUUAUUUCGCUGGCCUCAGAGUGACAAAACGUAACAAAGCAACGGUUUUACUAACACUAACCCUAUUCCAAACACCAACUCUAACCCCAACCCUAAUCCUUACCCUAACCUAACCCUACUCCAAGUUUGUUUCUAAACCAAUCUAGUGAAGAAAAUUCUUUUGACGAAAUGUCAUUCUGAGGUCAGCGAAAUAACUUUUUCCUUAUAGAGAGCGACGUUUUUGAGUUCACGAACCGCCAGCCGGAAGUAGAGCCGGCGUUGUAGAUGGCGAUUAGUCGUUCUCGGUUUGAAGGCACGAACGUAAAACUACAUCUCCUGCUGUUUUGGUUUCAACUGACACAGUUCGAACUCACUCGAUCUCCUCCGCAGAGCUCAGUAUAGUUAAUAAACACAAGUUACACCGCUAAGUUAUCUACGCGUGGCGACCGUGUUGUCAAAAACGUCGCCUUGCUAUUGUUCUGCAAUCGGAGUUGACGUCAUCGACAGAUCAUCUCACUAUCGAUAGAUCUCACUGCCAAAUAUGGAUCUCAGAAUUGAAAUCGUUAGGCUCGAAUUAGUCUAUGCCAAGAAUUUCACGAUAUUCGACGGACAUUCAGAGCGCGAGUUACGGUGGUUUGAUAAUUUCAUUUUUCGAAACUAUAUACGUUUGACUGGAAUUUUAAUUUAUCUUAACUUUGUCGGCCACCGUACUGCGGCACAGGCUAUGGAAUUCCCGCUCAAUGAAAAUGUUUUCAUUUUUCAAACGGCCGUAACUCGUAUUCCGAAUGUCCAAACGUCGUGAAAUUUUCGAUAUGGACUAAUUUGAGUAUCAAGAUUUAAAUUCUAGGAUAUCCCGUUUUAGUCAAACAUGAACGGAUGAAAAAUCGUUUACGCGUACUUGGAUCGGACAAUAGCUGAACAAACUUCGACACGCCAAACGCCUUUUCUUGAUACGUCAAAAUUCAUUCUAUAUAUUUUCAGAUCGUUGCAUCCUUCGACCUAAUUAAACUCUACCCAUGCAUGAAUGCCAUAAUACUACAACUGGCUAGUGUUUCUAACGUGUUGUUUACUUUGUGUUUUUCAGACCGGGCGUAACGAAGAUUGAGUAUUCCGCAAUUGAACAAGAUCUUACAAAAGCCGCGACUGAGUUAAACGACAUUAAUAAAGAACUCUCUCCUCAUGUCAUAGAUGUAUUUCAAGCGCUUGGCAACUAUGACGUCAGAUUUGAUUUCGAUCCGUUUUCGAUCGAUGACUGUCGGUGUAACAUCGUAUCUCCUCGUGAAGUGAACGUACUAUGUUCGUUGAAACACGUUCCUCUUCAGUCGUUGGUGAUUGAAGAAGAUAGCCUGCCAGGAAGAGUGAAGCUUAAACUGAAAGACGACUUCGUUCAGAAGUAAGAAUUUAUAUUACUUCUUUUGAGAUGAAAUGAUGGCGCAUAUAUAUAUAUAUAUAUAUAUAUAUAUAUAUAUAUAUAUAUAUAUAUAUAUAUAUAUAUAUAUAUAUAUAUAUAUAUAUAUAUAUAUAUAUAUAUACCAGACAAAAAGAAAGCCCCCCCUAAAAAUAUCAGCAUAAGUUCUAAACAGAUGAGUCCCUGAUAAUCACGCCCAGCACUAAUUAGACCUUUGGUAGUUUGCUUAAUGCUGUGUGAAGAAUGGAGUCAUGCAGUAUGGGGCCGAUCACCGACCUCGUUCCCAGGGCCUUUUUUGAAAGGUUCAUGAGAAGAAUUGGCGGCAACAGUAAUUUUUAUAACAGAACUUAAAAUACUUAAUUUAUUCAUUCAUGAAGAAAAUUCAAAAGAAACUGAAUGUUUAAUCAAUGUUUGUAAAUCGGAUAAUGAUUUGUCCUAAUUUACAUAAAGUUUAGCUUUGAUAUUCUCGGCUUAGAUAAUGUUUAUUUUUAAAAUUUCUUUGUCAAUGAACUCAGAAGAUGGGUCGUUUUUCAAGUACUUUAAAACAUUCGCAUCCGAUCUUUAUUUUAUUCUGAUAUACAAACUCUCGCCUAGCAACAUAAAGUGAAUGAACUUUUAAAAUAUCUGGUCUAAUACCUAAUUGAGUAAAUAGAGGAUCAGAAUGAUCAGAAUCAAUUCAUACGAUAGAUAGUAGACGGCGACGUUUGUUACAAUCAUUUAGUUCCACGAGUUUGCCGUCGUGGUAGCGUUGCCGUCCCGUUAAGAUCCCAAAAACGCAAUGCAUGCACAGGGAUGAUUUAUUGCGAAACAUGCGAUUUUUGAAACUUUUAACAAGCUUCAUUUGCACUUUUCUUGAUGUUUGUUACUUGCUGUUACUUGUUAACACUUUUCUUCACUGCUCUAUUUAGAUUCGAUGACGUCUGCUGGGAGGAUUUUUUAGACACGACAUCUGAAGGUCGUUAUUUCGAUUCCACAAAAGUGCACGAAUGUCUGUCUAAGGCGAUACGCCAUGCUGUACAUGAAGUUCGUGCAGACAUGGUGAAUGUAUCUGUUGGGGUUCUUGAAUCUUCCAAAAUGAUCAGUUUACUGUUCCAGCUUUCAAAAGAUGCCAUGUAUAUAGUUAAUUUAUUUCCUUCAAUUCGUGUCAACUACUCCUGCGAGAAUUUUCAAUAUUUAUUGAAACAUUUCUCGACUCUUCCUGAAACGGUGCUUGACGAAUGCCAUCUCCAGCAAGGCAUACACGUUGUCGCAAGACCUAACACAAAUUCCGAAGAUGAAAAUAAAUUUUGGAGUAUAACUUUCAGCGAUAUCGAAAGACGACUUGUCCUUUCAGAAAUGUUUGAGUGCGCGAAAGACUGUCUAAUUUGUCUUAAUGAAAUAUUCAAGUCUCCACUAUACGGUGUCGAAAGAAAGCGUCUAUCCAACUAUCAAAUUCAGGCGGUUGUCUUACAAGAAAUUUUCGCAAGGCCCAAUUCAAAGGCUUGGGAAAAAAAAUGUCUACCGAAGAGGCUGCUGGGAGUGCGGAGCUCUCUGAACGCUUGCCUGCGAAUGGGUAAAUGUAAAGACGUUUUUACCGGUGUGAACCUAUUCGAAGGUAUGAGUCAGGGCACACUUGAUGAAAUAGCCAAAUUCUUGCAGGGCUUCUACUAGAGUGGACCGAGGGCUUCAGAAAAGGAGACGGAACUGGAAAGCCGCGUGAAUUGAUGAACUGCUAGAGCGGACGUCGCUACGUACGAGAACCGCGCACAUCCAAGAGAUCCACGGAAGAUGACCGCAUGUAUAUACUUUUCUCAUGAAGCAUGAUGAGACUAUUUUACUUAGGGACCGUUCAUUAUUUAUAACUGGGGUUGGUACCGAAGUGAAACGAAAAACAGUGUACAUUUUUUAUUCACCCAACCUCAACAAUGGCCAAAAUAAUGUUUCGGCCAACCCAUGUGUACUCUACUUCAUAAUAAUUAAACACACAAGAUUAUGGUGACAGAAAUCAGGCUGCCUAAAUUCUAGAAGCUCACUCCGCACUCAUAAACUCACUGAGUGUGCUAAAGCAAUCACGUUUCUGCUCAAUGAAAUAGUCCUUCCUCAAUCACUGAUGGUCUAUUUUGGUACAGAAUGUAUUGUACACAUUUUCUUCAUAUUUUGCAAUGCAUGGUAGUUUUGGUUCUAUUUUAUAGCUGACAAACAGCCAUAAAUUUUUUUACACCCAUGCAACUCAUGAGCUAGUCAAAAACUUGAUUACCCAACCCAAAUCUCUUCGGUACCAACCCAGGUAUAAAUAAUGAACUGUUCCUUAAUAAUAGUCAAGAAACGUACGUGACUGAAGAUAUAUUCUUUAUCCGUGAUACUUGAUCGUUUGUUCCAAAUAUUUUCUAAUUGCACGUAAAAAGGAGUUUUGAUUUAAUAUAUACAUGGAGGGUGUUGGAAACAUGAUCUUUACGCCCACAAAUGAGUUAUCGGAAAAGUUAUUUACAUUUUUUCCUAUAAUUAUAUGAAUGUAUGUAGGCUAUAGGCAUUUUAAUUACAAGACCCCUAUUUACAUUAUUUAUACAUGUUUAGGUUAUUUUUAGUCAGUUUGAAUUAUUGCAUGGGAAAAGAGGAAAGACAAAAAGAGUAUAAAGAGAGGAUAUUAAUAACACUGCGGCGCGAAGAUAUGACUUUUUAUCUUCGAGUGGUGAAAACAAUAUUUUACGAACGAGCGCAGCGAGUGAGUAAAGUAUUGUUUUUAACACGAGAAGAUAAAAGUCAUAUAUCUUCAAGCCAACGUGGAAUGUUCUGUUUAUUAUCAUAGUUCCAAGCAAAAAAUUGUAUAAAUACUAAAAGUCACGUGAUCGAUAUCUUCACUAGUGAAGAUAUGGAAAAUAUAUCACUCUCUACUAUAUAAUAAUAAUGUUUAGAUUAUAGAUGAUAUAUAUAGCUAGGAUAUUCAUAGUUCCAUUUUAAUAUAGAGCCGGAGAGAGGGGGAUUCGGCGCGGAAUCAGUUACCCGAAGUGAUGAUAUUAAAUGGUGAAAUAUCAUCAUUAAGAGUAAUAUACUCCAAGCUGAAGGUAUACUAUUUAAUAUCUACAGUAGAAAAGAAGAUAUAAUUUUAACUAUUAAUAGUGUUAUACAUCAAUUAUAUAUUUCAAGCAACUAUAAUAUUAAAUGUUAGCAAUUAUUAAAAGUUUUAAAUACUUUUAAUUUGGUGAGUCGUGAAAUUUACGUAGCAAGUAGCUAGGAGCAUCAGUCUUGACUCUUGACGUCUGUAGUUUCGAGGUGGUAACUUUUUAUUAUUUUUUUUUUGCAUUUCAAGCGGCAACUUUUUAGGAGCACAAUCGAGAAAUUCUAUAUAGCCUUAUCGGGCUUUAAUUUCUUA
Molecule: messenger RNA, 11027 nt
Organism: Paramuricea clavata
Lineage: Eukaryota; Metazoa; Cnidaria; Anthozoa; Malacalcyonacea; Plexauridae
Source: the annotation of a GenBank genome assembly